Molecule: messenger RNA, 3821 nt
Organism: Rhincodon typus (whale shark)
Lineage: Eukaryota; Metazoa; Chordata; Chondrichthyes; Orectolobiformes; Rhincodontidae
Gene: katnal1
Product: katanin p60 subunit A-like 1
Exons: 11
Coding region: 292-1758 (488 amino acids)
Biological process (GO): microtubule severing
Cellular component (GO): microtubule cytoskeleton
Molecular function (GO): microtubule severing ATPase activity; ATP binding; ATP hydrolysis activity
Source: RefSeq, a predicted model, not a curated record
GGGUCUCGGAGACCGAGAGCACCGGGGAAGGGGGUGGGGCUCGGAGACCGAGAGCACCGGCACCGGGGAAGCGGGUGGGUCUCGGAGACCGAGAGCACCGGGGAAGGGGGAGAGGCUGGGAGACCGAGAGCACCGGCGAAGCGGGUGAGGCUGGGAGACCGAAAGCACCGGCACCGGGGGGGUCUCAGUGACGGAGAGCACCGGCACUGGAGGAGGCAGUAACAACAGCCCGAAGGACACAGGGACUGAGAGCAGCGGCCUAUCUUCGGCCCCGCGGGAGCGUGGAGCACCAUGAGUUUAGCAGAAAUUUAUGAUAAUGUGAAAAAAGGGAGGGAAUAUGCCCUUCUAGGAAACUAUGAUUCUUCAAUGGUUUACUACCAAGGGGUAAUCCAGCAGAUUCAGAAACACAGUCAGUCAAUCAGAGAUCCAGCACUAAAGGUGAAGUGGCAGCAGGUGCGUCAAGACUUAGUGGAAGAAUAUGAGCAGGUCAAAGGAAUUGUUAACACUUUGGAAAGCUUUAGAGUAGAGAAACCACCAACUGAUUUCUCUGUGCCUCAGCAAGAUGAAUCUUCCAAAGAUCCCAGUGUUUGGCCACCUCCUAUUCCAGUUGAACACCGAGCUUUGAAGCGGCAGAAUCGUGAGGUUAAACCUGCGCGAAAAGAAUCGCCAGUUGUCCAGGCAAGAGGACUUGUGGGUCGAGGUCAGCAGGCUGGUAGAGCCGAAAAAUCUAGCGGCAAGCAUAGUGGUGAUUCCAGAACAAGAGGAAAAGAUGACAAGAGCAGAAGAAACCUGCAAGAAGCAUCAGGAGAUGGAGAUGGAAAAAGAUUUGAUGGAACUGGUUAUGAUAAGGAUUUGGUUGAUGUUCUGGAGAGAGAUAUUAUUUCCAGGAAUCCCAAUGUCCAUUGGGAUGAUAUAGCUGAUUUAGAAGAUGCCAAGCGACUUUUGAGAGAAGCUGUUGUGCUACCAAUGUGGAUGCCUGACUUCUUCAAAGGAAUAAGGCGACCUUGGAAGGGUGUCUUAAUGGUGGGACCACCAGGCACUGGCAAAACCAUGCUAGCUAAGGCCGUGGCUACGGAGUGUGGAACAACUUUCUUUAACGUGUCCUCUUCCACAUUAACAUCCAAGUACAGGGGAGAGUCUGAAAAGUUGGUUCGUUUGUUAUUUGAAAUGGCCCGAUUUUAUGCUCCAACAACUAUAUUUAUUGAUGAAAUUGAUUCAAUCUGUAGUCGCAGGGGCACAUCUGAUGAGCAUGAAGCCAGCCGUAGAGUCAAGUCAGAGCUACUUAUUCAGAUGGAUGGUGUAGGGGGUGCUUCAGAUAAUGAUGAUCCUUCCAAAAUGGUAAUGGUAUUAGCUGCUACAAAUUUCCCAUGGGAUAUAGAUGAAGCUUUAAGGAGGAGACUCGAAAAAAGGGUAUACAUUUCAUUGCCCACAGCACGUGGGAGGGCAGAGCUAUUGAAAAUAAAUCUCCGUGGAGUAGAUGUUGCACUAGGUGUUGAUGUUACAGUUAUUGCUGAGAAGAUGGAAGGUUAUUCUGGCGCGGACAUCACCAAUGUUUGCAGAGAUGCUUCCAUGAUGGCAAUGCGACGUCGCAUUCAAGGCCUAUCUCCAGAAGAAAUCAAAGCUUUGUCCAAAGAAGAGUUACAAAUGCCCGUAACCAUGAAUGAUUUUGAGUUGUCUCUAAAGAAAAUCUCCAAAUCAGUUUCUGCUUCAGAUCUUGAAAAGUAUGCAACGUGGAUGGCCGAGUUUGGUUCAGUGUAACUAAUUUACGUACUGUACAUUGUAAAAUGGAAGGUUUUGAGGAAUGCAUUCUGUGUAAAGUCAUAGGAUAUGAAAAUUGUAUUUGCACAUUUGUUUCUUAAAGACAGUACAUUAUCAAUUUGAGCCUUGAGAAUCAACUUUACAGCAAUCCUGACUCAUCACAUGAAAAGCACUUUAAUACAGUAAUAAACUAAACUGACAUGUUGGGAAAGAUGAAAUCAUUUCAAGUUAUUUGAAGUAUUGACUCAUUAGUAUGAAAAUAGGAUUCCUCCACCCCAGGUAUAUAUUGUUGGUCAAAUUAUCAAUUAGCAUUUUAAUGCUACAUUGAAUACAUCUCAUUUCCCCCUUUUUUCCUAUAUUCAUUGUCGGAAACAUUCCUUUAUUAGAUAGUUGAAAUGUAUAAAGUUAAGAGUGACAUGGUGCAUUACAGUAAUGGAACUACUUGGUUUAGCUACCAAAUUUUAAAUAAACCAUGUUGCUUAACUACUUAUAGAUUUUAUGGGACUAUGUAUUUAACAACCAUAAUUUGCAAAAUUUUAACCAUCUAUUUGUCCGUUAGUAGAAUUUUUAAGAAGUUGCAAUUUUUAAGGAGCAUUUUUUAAGUGGCUUGAUAGGAACUCUACAAAAUUUAAGAUCUACUGAUUGGAGUGAAUGUUGUAUAGAACAGUCAAGUUAUAAUCAGGCUCUUGAGCACAUGGACAUAAUUUGAAAUAUUGGUUUACAGACAGUAGUAUAUUUUCACAAUUAUUGAUACUUCUCUGAAGAGUUUAAGUUCUGUGAAAAAUGACUAAAACAUUAUAAUUUAUAUUUCCUUAUCAGUAUGGUACGAGAUUAUCUGAUUUGUUCCAAUGAAAUUUGUAUUCUAUUUAAGGAACCAGGCCAGUCAAGCUGAUGUUUAAAUGUUACAUGAUUUGAAUCCUUCUUAAAUGUGAAAGUUUGAAUAAAUUUUCAAAUUGCAGGGCCUCCGAGAUAUAAGCAUCUAUUUGCUCUAAAAUCCUAAUGCCAUGUUGUAUAUCUUAGAAACAGGAGAAUAAACUGCUUAGCAAUAUGUCUUUAUAAAAAGAGGAAAAUUGGCAAGAAGCUGAGAAGAUGGUCAACUCUACCCAAACCUAUCAUAUGCUUUCCAAAGCUUUAUUUUCCCUUUGAUAUUUGAGUUAUAUUGCCCGAGGCACGCAGCAUGCCAUUAUAUUGAUUUAGCUUAUGUCCUGCCUCCCGUUGCAAGCUCUAUCUCUAUUUUCAGUUGCCCGUCUAAUUUUAAAAAUUAAUCUUGGUUACUCUUCUACCAAAAGUAUAAUUUAUUUUUCUUUUGAAAAGGAACAUAAAGGCACGUAAUCAUACUUCUGUGCAAGUUUUUAAUCUUUAGGGCAAUUUAGAUGUCUUGCUGUUAAUCAUUAUGAUGAGUUAAUCAUUUACCACAAAGCAUACUAAUUUAUGAAUAGUCCCAGAACAGUUUCAGAUAUCACCACUACAAUUUUAAUGGAAUAACUGCAAAUUAGAAUUUAUUUCUAACAUAUAUAAAACAGGAAACAAGCUAUUAUUUUUAAAUGAAGUUUUCUUGUAUGCAGCCACAAUGCUUGCAGAAGUGAACAGUCCUAUUAGCACUUACUGAGUUAGUCUGUCUACGCAGUAACAAUAUAGAAAGCUAAUUGUGACUAAUCAGUCUCUGGAUGUACAGUAGAAUGCAUUGAAAUAUCAGUAUUUGUGGAAGCAUUUCAUUUUUUCUAUUAUUUUCCUAAGUAUGGUAAAGAAGGUAAAGAAUAGACCAGAAUAUCUGGUAUCAUUUUGAAACUGGGUAUGUGCUGUAAGCCAGUUGAUUAUUUUCAGCAUUCAGACUGAAAUUGAAGUGUCAGUUUUGGCUCUCUUGAUUAGUGCUGAAUGCGUCGCUAAUUCAGUGUUAAUGUUUAGUUAUGAGCAUUCUUUUGGUACUCGCACUUUUUGUAACAAAAGACUUUCUAUAAAGAGGGAUGCUGUUGUUUGUCAUUUUAUAUUGUCAAUUGUAAACGUGUUAUGUGCUGUUUUUGGUGAGAGCAAUUGUAUUACUUUUGCAUAUUAUUUAUGUUUUG